Messenger RNA from Sungouiella intermedia, 1155 nucleotides. Lineage: Eukaryota; Fungi; Ascomycota; Pichiomycetes; Serinales; Metschnikowiaceae. The record is from the annotation of a GenBank genome assembly.
AUGUCUCGACGUUCGGGCCGUUCCAGACCUUUACCCCUAGAUGAAAACGGUUCCAAAGCAUCUGAUGAUCAGAGCUCCGAAAUCGACGAUGCUGAGGAAGUCACUCGAUGUAUUUGUGGAAAUGAUGAAUUGACCACCAUAGACGCUGGCAUGUCCACACUCCUUCAGCAAGAGUACCACAUCAAAAUCGAUACCGGUCUCUUUAUUCAGUGCGAGAAGUGCCUGGUGUGGCAGCAUGGCUAUUGUGUGGGCCUCUUCAUCAAUGAGGAUGUACCUGAUAAAUACUGGUGUGAGGAAUGCAAGCCUGACCUCCACCGAUUCGUGUAUGGCGAGGAUGGGCACCUUACACACACGUUGUACCGAUCUGUGAAUGACGAUAGACAAAAGCUUGUGGCAUCUGUCACGGCGGGGGCCAGUGAUGGAGAACAGUCCGAAAAAUCUGAGGCUAAAACAGAGAAGUCCACCAGGCUGCGUAGCAGGAGAAGCCCCAAGGAUACACCCGAGGCCAAUGGGCUGGAUUCAGGCUCCUCUGGGCCCUACAACCGACAGGAACGAAAAGAUCGCCGCCACGGCGACGACAGCUACGAUGCACAGCUACAACGCGCCAUGCGUGAGAGUGCCAGGGCAUCCAGCGCAGGGGCAAGUGACCGGAAGCGUGCUGGCGAGCCUACUCCAGGAUCUGUCGAAAAGAAAACACAUUCCGAGGAACUGGAGCACGACGUGGAGGAGUCCAAUGUCGAUGAGGAAUCCGAGGCCACAGUGGCUAAAAGAGAGCUGCGAGCACGUCCGAAACCUCGAGCUAAGCCCAAGCCGCGAGCUCCCGCAGCUAAGGGUCGGGCCUCAACCCCGAAGAAUGAUAACUCAGCCGCCUUAUCGAAAGACGAGCUUUUAAGUCAACUGUCCAGGCCCAGGUUUGUCAAUGACAAGUCUAGCAUAUACGAGUUGCGGAAGCGCACCGGGGCUAUUCUUGAGUGGCUCGGGCGUACUCAGAUGGAGUUGGAGGAAGAAAGAGAUGCGAAAACAAGUCAGUUCUCUGACGUAAACACAAGCUCUGCUGGCCCAGUCACACUGUUUGAUGAGAACCUCAAACUCAUGGAAAAUUUGACAGAAAAGAUUCUAUCGUGGGAGCAGAAGUUUGGUAAGUACGCUCCGUGA